Leptonychotes weddellii (Weddell seal) is the source of this 11177-nucleotide messenger RNA. RefSeq names its product heterogeneous nuclear ribonucleoprotein U (gene HNRNPU). Gene Ontology annotation, molecular function: protein binding; promoter-specific chromatin binding; RNA binding. Gene Ontology annotation, biological process: alternative mRNA splicing, via spliceosome; positive regulation of transcription by RNA polymerase II. Gene Ontology annotation, cellular component: nucleus; ribonucleoprotein complex. The record is from RefSeq and is a predicted model, not a curated record. NCBI's taxonomy places the organism in Eukaryota, Metazoa, Chordata, Mammalia, Carnivora, Phocidae.
UUGCGUGCUCGCUCGCGCCAGGCGAGUCUCCGCGUCUCCCUCGCGAACUCGGUGAAAGGAAUUGGCGCCGUUCGACACCAGGCGGGUCCGCUCUGCAGCACGAACCCACCUCCAGCCGCAGCCGCAGCCGCCGCCCGGGCCGAGGAGCAGCCGCAGCAGCCGCCACCAGUGGCCGAGUGAGCGGAGCCGAGUUUGAGCCAGCGCCUAGCGGUGAAUCGGGGCCCUCACCAUGAGUUCCUCGCCUGUUAAUGUAAAAAAGCUGAAGGUCUCGGAGCUGAAAGAGGAGCUCAAGAAGCGGCGCCUUUCCGACAAGGGCCUCAAGGCCGAGCUCAUGGAGCGACUCCAGGCCGCACUGGACGACGAGGAGGCCGGGGGCCGCCCCGCCAUGGAGCCCGGGAACGGCAGCCUAGACCUGGGCGGGGAUUCCGCCGGGCGCUCGGGAGCAGGCCUCGAGCAGGAGGCCGCGGCCGGCGGCGACGAGGAAGAGGAAGAGGAGGAAGAGGAGGAGGAAGGGAUCGCCGCCCUGGAUGGCGACCAGAUGGAGCUAGGGGAGGAGAACGGGGCCGCGGGGGCGGCCGACGCGGGCCCGAUGGAGGAGGAGGAGGCCGCCUCGGAAGACGAGAACGGCGACGAUCAGGGCUUCCAGGAAGGGGAGGAUGAGCUCGGUGACGAGGAGGAAGGCGCGGGCGACGAGAACGGGCACGGGGAGCAGCAGCCUCAACCGCCGGCGACGCCGCAGCAACAGCCCCCACAGCAGCGCGGGGCCGCCAAGGAGGCCGCGGGGAAGAGCAGCGGCCCCACCUCGCUGUUCGCGGUGACGGUGGCGCCGCCCGGGGCGAGGCAGGGCCAGCAGCAGGCGGGAGGUAAGAAGAAGGCGGAAGGCGGCGGAGGCGGCGGUCGCCCCGGGGCUCCGGCGGCGGGAGACGGCAAAACAGAGCAGAAAGGCGGAGAUAAAAAGAGAGGGGUGAAAAGACCUCGAGAAGAUCAUGGCCGUGGAUAUUUUGAGUACAUUGAAGAGAACAAGUAUAGCAGAGCCAAAUCUCCUCAGCCACCUGUUGAAGAAGAAGAUGAGCACUUCGAUGACACAGUGGUUUGUCUUGAUACUUAUAAUUGUGAUCUACAUUUUAAAAUAUCAAGAGACCGCCUCAGUGCUUCUUCCCUCACUAUGGAGAGUUUUGCUUUUCUUUGGGCUGGAGGAAGGGCAUCUUAUGGUGUGUCAAAAGGCAAAGUCUGUUUUGAGAUGAAGGUUACAGAGAAGAUCCCAGUAAGGCAUUUAUAUACAAAAGACAUUGACAUACAUGAAGUUCGGAUUGGCUGGUCACUAACCACAAGUGGAAUGUUGCUUGGUGAGGAAGAAUUUUCUUAUGGGUAUUCUCUUAAAGGAAUAAAAACAUGCAACUGUGAGACUGAAGAUUAUGGAGAGAAAUUUGAUGAAAAUGAUGUGAUUACAUGUUUUGCAAACUUUGAAAGUGAUGAAGUAGAACUCUCCUAUGCAAAGAAUGGGCAAGAUCUUGGCAUUGCCUUCAAAAUCAGUAAGGAAAUUCUUGCUGGAAGGCCACUCUUUCCGCAUGUUCUCUGCCACAACUGUGCGGUUGAAUUUAAUUUUGGUCAGAAGGAAAAGCCAUAUUUUCCGAUACCAGAAGAUUAUACUUUUAUCCAGAAUGUCCCCUUAGAGGAUCGAGUUAGAGGACCAAAGGGGCCUGAAGAGAAGAAAGAUUGUGAGGUUGUUAUGAUGAUUGGUUUGCCAGGAGCUGGGAAAACCACCUGGGUUACUAAACAUGCAGCAGAGAAUCCUGGUAAAUACAACAUUCUUGGAACAAACACCAUAAUGGAUAAAAUGAUGGUGGCAGGGUUUAAGAAGCAGAUGGCUGAUACUGGAAAACUGAACACGCUGUUGCAGAGAGCUCCCCAGUGUCUUGGAAAGUUUAUUGAGAUUGCUGCCCGUAAGAAGCGAAAUUUCAUUCUGGAUCAGACAAACGUGUCUGCUGCUGCCCAGAGGAGAAAAAUGUGCCUGUUUGCAGGCUUCCAACGAAAAGCUGUUGUAGUUUGCCCGAAAGAUGAAGACUACAAGCAAAGAACACAGAAGAAAGCAGAAGUCGAGGGAAAAGACCUACCAGAACACGCAGUCCUCAAAAUGAAAGGAAACUUCACGCUGCCCGAGGUAGCUGAGUGCUUUGAUGAAAUAACCUACGUUGAACUGCAGAAGGAGGAAGCCCAAAAACUUCUGGAGCAAUAUAAGGAAGAAAGCAAAAAGGCGCUUCCGCCAGAAAAGAAACAGAACACUGGCUCGAAGAAGAGCAAUAAAAAUAAGAGUGGCAAGAAUCAGUUCAACAGAGGCGGUGGCCACAGAGGCCGUGGCGGCUUCAACAUGCGCGGUGGCAACUUCCGAGGAGGAGCUCCUGGGAACCGCGGCGGCUAUAACCGGAGGGGCAACAUGCCCCAGAGAGGUGGCGGUGGCGGGGGCAGCGGCGGCAUUGGCUACCCGUACCCUCGCGGCCCUGUGUUCCCCAGCCGAGGCGGCUACUCCAACAGAGGCAACUACAGCAGAGGUGGGAUGCCCAACAGAGGGAACUACAACCAGAACUUCAGAGGACGAGGAAACAAUCGCGGCUACAAAAAUCAAUCUCAGGGCUACAACCAGUGGCAGCAGGGUCAAUUCUGGGGUCAGAAGCCAUGGAGUCAGCAUUAUCACCAAGGAUAUUAUUGAAUACCCAAAUAAAACGAACUGAUACAUAUUUCUCCAAAACCUUCACAAGAAGUCGACUGUUUUCUUUAGUAGGCUAACUUUUUAAACAUUCCACAAGAGGAAGUGCCUGCGGGUUCCUUUUUUAGAAGCUUUGUGGGUUGAUUUUUUUUCUUUUCUUUUUUGUACAUUUUUAAUUGCAGUUUUAAAGUGAAUCGUAAGAGAACCUCAGCAUUGUGCACGAUAAGAGAAUGUGUCAGUAUUUCAGGGUUCUACAUUUUAUCUGUAAAAUGUGACUUUUUUUUUUAUCACAACAAAAGUAAAAUGUUGCUUUGUACCUGGUGUCUUUUAUUAAGAAUUUACUCCCCCCAUUUCUCACAGAGAUAACAGUCGGGAGUCAUUGUCACAAUAUAAUAGAAAUGUUAGCAACCAGAUUCAUGUAAGGACUAAGUAGUCCUCAUGAAUUGCAUAAGACUCUGUACUGCUCAUAGUACACUCCAUCCUCUCUGUAGUUUGCUGAGUAGUGGAGGGGGAAGGCUUCAAGAGUAGUUUCCGACAAUAACUGGGAAGGCUUUUUCUUUUUUUAAAUAACAAUGGAAUUGGCAUAAUUGGGAAUGAAGAUAAAACUUGGAACCAAGAUAGAGAAGAUGGAGUGUAUGUAGAAGGGCUGUUAAAAAUGUAAAACUUGGUUGCAUUAUUUGUGGAGGCUCAAACUUGUGAAGGUUCAAUACCAUACUUUUUCCAUUUGUUCUGCAUUUUGAUUCUGAAAAGAAAGCUGGCUUUGCCCAUUUCUUAUUAAAAAAACUUGUUGUAAAUCCAGUUGUCUAAUGGGAUCUAUAUGAAGUUAGCUAUGUCUGUAUGCCCUUCUCCCACAAAAUACUGUAUAACUAGUGUGCUUGUAGUAGUUUACUCCACCAUCUUUGUAAGCUAAUGACAUUGUGAGUCACCCAUUUAUAUCUUAAUUUUUAAUCAUGUCAGUUCUUGAAUGGGUAUCUCCUUAGCCUGCUGAUUUCUUUUUCUUUCUAAAGAAAGUGGGUGGAGAAAUUAAUUUAGACGUUUGUUUGCAAUAAAAAGAAUUCAUUUUACUCUUGUUUUGGGAUUCUCGCCAUCAAGGUUCAAAAUCCCUUUAUAAAACUCCCAAGAGGAGAAAAUUUAAGUGUGUGCUUUCUGGACAGCUUAUUCUUUACUCUGUACUUGGAACAUUUAGGUUUUAAAAACUUAAAUGUAUACUGACAAUUGACUUUGAAUUAUGAAGUAAAGUUGAAUUCUUCCUUCCCCUCCCCCCCAGAUGACUUAACAUUUUAAUGAGGGGAAAUGGUGUACUGGCUGGGAGAAGUUAACACUCCGUUUACCAUCUUUAGCAAAUGCUAAUGGCUGUCCUCAACCGAAUAUCUUAUACGCACCUAUCUAAUACAUGAAACUCUGGGAAGAGAUGCUUUUAGAAGCCAUCAUGUGAGCCAGUCAUUGAUUUCACUACUACACAACACUGCUAACUUAACCGUAGCUAUGUGACAACAUUAGAUCCCCUAAUUGUAAUUCUAUUGGGUUUGCACAGAACACUUAAUCUUAAAGGACCCUCACUGAUGUGAAGUGAGGAAUCAGGAGUCAAACUGUAGAACUAAAACUCGACUUCAGUCUAGUGUUUUGUUGGUGUUUUAGGUUGCUUCUGGUAAGUUUAGGUUUGUUUAUAUUUCUGUUUGCUUAGAUUUUUGUUGUAGCCAUUUUAAAUCCGAUCUUUAACUUCUUCAUACUCCUAGGAAUUCUGCUACAAGCUGAGCUGGAGUUGAGUUUUAGAUGGUGGUGUAGGUUUAGUUGAUAAAUUUUUGAAACAAAGGCUAAUCCUGUAAUUACCGUAAGAACACUUAACGGUACAAGGCAGUGUCUCGAGGGCUUUGGGUUUUAGCAGUUAGCUUACUGGUAGCAGCUGCUGGUGUGAACUAUUUCUCGUUGUACAUUAUAAUUACGAGGAUUGCAUAGACUGACCCGGGGGAAAAGUUCAGCCUUUGUUGCUAAUCAGUGUUUUAGGUACCUUUGAAGAAUUUUGGAUCUAUCUUCUAGUUUAAAAUUGCUUACUUAACGGAAUUCAUGUUCUAAUAAUCGCAGUGGGAGAGAGUAAUGGCCAAAUAACACUUUGGUAGAUUGUCAUGCCUUGUGUAGCCCAGAAAAUUUGGGGAAGAAAGGGGAAUAGAUGGAGAUACUGUCCAGGAAAACAUUAAAAUUUUCAGAAGCAGUCUAAAGAUAGAAUUAAUAUGUAUGGAAAGAAAUAAUUUUAGUGUUUUAAGAAAUUCAGAAGAAGGGAGUGUAGCAGAUAGCAAGCAAGCGAAAGGGAGAAAAAUAAGGAAUGCCAUUUGGCAGAGUAAGAUCUGUCAAUGAGAAACUUGGUUUAGUCUUUGCCCCUCCUCUCGCCUGCCUCUUUCUGUGGUAAGCAGACACCAGAUAAACUAAAGACGUGGUUCUGAGCAUGUCUCAGCUAUGCCUGUGAGACUGCGGUUGCUUUGAGUGGUGCUUGCCCCAGAAAGUUUUUCAGGGAGUCGAACCGACCAUCCUGAGUCAGGUGUUGGGUCAGAUUGGUCAGCUACAGUCCGGUGAAAACAGCAUGAAUAGGUUAACCAGGAAAGAAGGCAAAACACUUCAAGAUAGAAAUGAAGUAACCCAUGCUGUCCCAUAGAACAUUUUCUUUGUUGCUGGUAGGUUACAUCUUGUCACUCCUAUCUGGCCUUUGACAGAGGGCUCUGGCUUGGACCGAGGAGGCCAGGACUAACCUCUGGCCCUGAUACCCAGGUCUGUCACAGUAAGAUGAAAUCUUAGAAUGAAGCAUGAGUCAAGUCAGUCUGACAUUGAAAUGACGAAGCCAUAUUAAAUGCACAAAACAAGCUCACAUUUGCCUAGGGUAGAUCCUGUCCAACGGUAAGGACAGUGAAACUAGAGGUCCUGAGCACUAAUGAGGUGUUGAAGCUUCUUAAAAGACCGUUUUCUUUGCAAAAGUACUUAAAAUUUUUCCAGGAAAGUAUGUUUUUCACCUUCUGGAGAGUUUACAUUCGUGGACAGAUUAUGUUCUGUAUUUAAUGUUUGCAUCAGUUCGAGUUGAAUGACUUGUUUUUCUAUGAGGUUAAUAUAAAUUGGCUUUUUAUUCUAGGAUCAUUUAAGUCCCAUUGCACAAAUAAAAAUGAAGUAUUUCAUAGCUUUUUUAAGCAGUGGUACAGACUUGUCACAUACAGAGAUCUGAUGAUAGGUCUAUGGGAGUCUAUCUGAUACUUUUAAAAAGCUGAAACCAGAAUAAGCUGCUACUGAGGAAGGCGUAAAUCUAUGUUUUAUAGCCCAAGUCUUAGUUUCUGAUAUUAAACAUACAUGUGCAUCUUAAAAACAGUUUCCAUAAUUCCCUCUCUACAUGUAACUAUAAAAUGUGUUUUAAAAAGUGGGUGGAACUUGUAGCAGAGAAUGAUUCUCCGCUCCCACCCCCCAGAAUAUUCUAUGAAAUAUUGUGGAAAGAUGAAUACGAUAUUUUUUGUAAAGCCAUUUUCUCCUAAAUUUUUUUAAAUGGUUUGAAUCUAAACUUUGUUGUUCGUGUUUCUGGGGCUCUGAGAGAAACUUGGUUUCAGUUUAAAUGUUUUUAGUAAUGGUAAAAGCAAGGAUACGUAGUGUUCCGGCCUUGGCAAUAGGUUGCAGUAGUUACGCACAAGCUUUUAAAGGAUAUUAAGUUAGGGUUACCUGCAUUGGCUCUCCCUAAACAGCAAUUUGGAUUUAUUAGUCAAUGGAGACCAGUCUCUUCAAAUCAUUAAUUGCCUAAACUUAUUUAAAACUACAGUGCCCUUUUGAUGUGGAACCUUUUGUUGGGAUAAUUUUUAGAUUUGAAUCUUCUUUUUAGCCCUACUGUUGUCCAGCUGCUUCUCUACUAAUUUACUAACCUGGAUAUUUAAAAUAAACCCUUCAGAAUUAUUUUGGAAGUGACCUGAAAGUGUGCUGAUGGAUACAGUAUGUAUCUCUUGAGAGUGUGGGGUAGGACAAAAAGAAAACCCAGGAUCCCCAAUAUCCUAACAUUCCAAAGUUUUUGUAUAUGUGAAGUUGAAUAGUUGAAAUAACCUACCUUAAUAGUAUAUUUUUACUAUGUUUUGCUAAAAACAUGCUAUUUUAUUUGGUGGUCACACUUUGUUGAUUUCAACACGUGGGCAGCUGGAGCCCCCCAAAAUAAGAGUGCUUUAGAUAGGUGGGUAGUAAGGAGCCCCCCAAAAUAAGAGUGCUUUAGAUAGGUGGGUAGUAAGGAUGUACUGUCCCAUCCUAACCAGUUGACUAAAAAUGUAGGUGAUUGAAUAUAUUUAAUUAGGUUGUCUAAGGAACUUAAUUUAGUCUGUAAGGCUUAGUAGAUUGUAAAAUAUUAUCAUUCAUAAUGUUAACCUAGAAUUACUUUUAAAAUGUGACACCUGUGUAUCUCAUGAGGUUACGUUGGGGAUGUGCUGUCCAUGUGGAAAGCUGAAGGACGACAGGUUUUUGGCAUGAUGUUGAUAACUGGGGAAUUUUAGUUGUGAUUGUAGAUCAGUAUUUGUAAGGGAACAAAUGGAUAAACUGCUAGGCCAGCACAUCAGUAAUCACUGGUUAGGUAAGUUAUUGAGACAAGGACCUUAACUAUGUGCUUAAAUUUGUAUUUACUUAGUUAUUGCCUGGGAAUAUUACAAUUGUUUUCUCCCUUCUCAUGCCAGGAUUCAACAUAUACUUGCAUCUUGACAAGGAACAGGGGUUUUGCUUUUAGACAAAGCUGGAUCUUUGGGUAUGAGAAACAAUAUUUUAUAGUCAAAGGUGUUGCGAUAAUACCGUCUAGGUAAAUAGAGCAAUGUCUUCACGGAAAAGUGGACUAUUUGCUGUGCCAUAACCGAGUGCGUUGUGCACCUGUGGUGUAGCUUGGCCUGCGCUGCUGGCGGUUUUGCAGGGAUUAGAGGCUAGAGAGCUGACCUGUGUAAUAAACUCGGAGCUGUGGCUGAUGGCAUGUGCUUUCCUGCCAUUUCUGUAACAGUUCGUGAUCUUAGAGGAAGUAAAGUCAGUUUUGUACAGUAAAGUAUUCUGUACUUGUCAAGCACUUGAGAAGCAGAUCCACAAAUUCGCAUCCGCGAAAAAAUUAAGAAACCAAAGCCAAGAACAAUGAGAUGACCAGUAUAGUCCGCUAACCUGUGACGUAAAAGCUUUGAAGAAUUAGGGCAUGCAGAGAGAAGGUGAGGUAAAAUCCAUACUUCUGAAGAAUGGUUGGGGUUUAUUGAAUGGCAAGUAACAGGUAGCUAUUAAUAGAAGGUAUCCUUUCUGUUGUCUGUAGUUAAGGGAGUGGGAGCAUCGUGGUCAAGUACAGUAAAAGGUUCCAACUUAAUAUAUAUAUUUUUAAAGUAAUAAAGCAAAAAAAAAAUGCUGAUUUAAAUUUCAUCUCCUUUUCCUUAGUCUGUCCAUGUGAAUGUGCUGUGUGGAAGAGUAAAAGGGCCCAACUAAAUGUGUUCCAGUGAUUCCAAUAGGUAUUCCAAAUUAAUUGCUGCUUGUACAUUUAACACUUGUUAUAUUGGGCUUCCAGGAUCACCUUAAUUAGAACUCCCUUAUUUUAAAAGGAUGGGAAAAGGAAAUAAGUGGUAACCCAGAUUGGGUAGAUUGUAUAAACAGGAAAAAAAGGUUUUCUAACUUUCCUUUGCAUACCUGAAAUGUGAAAUAGUUGGUGUAAUGUUAAGCAGUUGGCGGUCCUCUAUGCCUAGGUUUAAGACUAUGCAAAUGGAGCCGAAUCCUUGUAAGGUUCUAAUGGUUCAAAUUCCUUGUUUUAACUUUUUGUGAGACCCUCAUUUUAAUACUUCCCACUUGCAGAGCUUAAAUACUUAAAAUACUUUAAUGCAGAAAAAUGAAUCUUAGAUACUUAUGUCCUUGUUUUUCCCAGCCUUCUGUGUCUAUGCGAAAUGCACAAAUACUUCUUACUAGCUUAUAAACACUUGGAAACUAGAUUGAGAGCCUUUUGGAGAAUGAGGAGAUAGGACUCCAUUACCAAAAAAUCAACUAUAGGAAGUAAAUUUAAAUUGUAAAGACAGAAGGAAGGGCUCAGUGUGACCUCUGAUUGUGCCUCCAGAGCAUGUAAUUUCUCAUUGCCCUGAAGUCAUUUAAAGACUUGGUAAGAAGCUUAGAGGUAAUCUAUUCUCUCCACCACAUACUCCAGAAUAAUGUAUCUUGGUGAAAUGAGAGGACCUGGGUGCUAUACUGAUUUGAAAUGUAGCUGUCAGGAUUUGAAUACAGUUCUGUGUCAGCUAAAAAUCCAGUGGCUUCUGAAAGAGCAGACAGCUCGGUUUCAGACCAAAAGGUAAAAAUCAUAACUAUUUUGUUCAUUUGAAGGAAAAAAAAAAAUGUUAAAACUAGGAGAACAUCGUUUCAAAAGUAAACUUUGAAUUCAGAUGGCAAAGCAUAGGUUUCAUUUCCUGUGACUUGUCCUCACAGUCUAAAGGGAAGAAACAUUUCGAGGGAAACUGAUCCAUUAAGAAACCAGUGUUUGCAGAUUACUUUGAUUUCCUAAGGACAGGCCAUCUAAGGUGGUUUAACAGAUUUUGUUAACUUGAUCUAAACUUCUAAAAAGGGAACAGUAGAAGCCUUUCUAUAUUCUUACCUGCUUAUAAUGUCUCUGGUAGUUUUGUCAAGAUAGAAAUACUUGGGGAAAUCAUCUGCAUUCUAGAAAACUGAAGAGAAAGGCAAAUGUAGUUGUUGAAAACUACUUGCAACACAAUCUGUAGUGCUCAUGUUACAAGCUUCAAAAUGUAACACUUUUUUUAAGACCUUUGUAGUAAGUUUUUGUCCCUAAAGCUUACUAUUUUAAGAGAAAAAGAUGGAGCUUAUUGCAUAAAAUAAGCUGUGUAAGAUGCCAGUAUUUGGGUGGUAGAGGAUAUUGGUAUGUUGUCCUAAUUGAAUGACCACUGGACCCUAUUAAGAUGAUAACAAAAAAUAUUCUAGAGGACCAUUAAAAAUCAGAAUUCUAGCAAUGGCUUUAACUUUUCUACUUAAGAUUUUGUUUACCCAAGUAAAGUACAUAUAUAUAUAUAUAUUAACAUGAAUUUUAAAGGGGUGCCUUGACCCCCAUCCACUACAGAUUUUUAUCUAGGAAUAGAAGGAUUCAAACCCUAUUUGAUCCCUAGCUCUUUGCUGAAAAGUGCAUAAACAGGAAUCCUGAAUUUAUUAUAUAGACCUCCUCGCAUUAUAUAAUCGAAGCAAAGGGAAACCAGCGAUGGAGUAGAGGUACGUAGACUAAAAAGAUGCUUGCGAAUCAAAUGAUGGUAUUAGGAAUAGUUAAAAUUUUUUGUUGCCAAACUCGGUCAUUAUAAAUCACAAGUCCAAAGAAAAGCUUUAGUUAAUUUUAAAUUCCCUGAGGUCCUUUUACUGUGAUGGAAAAGCCAAGUAGUCAAGGAAAAAAAGGGAGGGGUGAGGGAAGGGGGAAAUGCAUAGAGCACUAGAAAGAUUUAACAAAGUAUGAUAGAUAAAGCCACAACAAGUUUUAAAACUACUAAUGACCACAAUUCUAUUUUAAUCAGCUAUUUAGCUGGUAUCUACUGCUAUAUCACGUAGUGUGAAGUUUUGGAAUUAAUGGAACAAUGAAAGAAGCAGUGCAGCUGGAGGCUCCCAAGUGGGCACGGAAGGUCUCCAAUUUAUGCAUUCUGCUGUGAAAAUGAACUAACCUUGUUAUUGGUGAAGGCCUUGGAAAUUUUUGCCAGCCGAGAGAGAGGUUUCUCUUACUCAGGGUAAGAUGUAAUCAUAGUAUGGGAGAGCUAGGCGGGAAUUCAGUUAACUUAAUCCAAUUGCCCAAUUUUAUACUUUGCAUCCAUUUGUAAACUGAAGCUGAGAACCUAAGUGGCCUGCACAAACAGCUUGUUAAAGAUCAGGUUUGAGGAGUACUCCUCAGAUUCCCCCGUACUCUUAACAGAUACGGCGUUGCCUCUUAAAAUACAAGUACUGGUCAAUUUGAGUAACAGAGACUGGAUUCAACUCUGACUGUGUCAGUAGAGUAUACAGAUGGUAUGGUCUUGGAAACUGCCUUUUCUUUUCUAACAACCUUUCCUGAUUAUUGUCCAAGUCCUACCUUUGGUGGCUACUAGAUGAUGAUGAUCCAUGGAAAUGUCUCGGGGCAUGUGCUUGACAGCGACAGCCCGUGCGCCGUGCCCCUCGUAAGGACAGCCACAGGAAAGGCGGGCCUGGGAGGGAAAACGGGACUGAGCAUGCACUCCCCACUUACCCCUUGAAAAGUCGUAAGAGAACACAGUAAAACUUGAGGAUAGCUUCACCUUCUCUGGCUGACCAUGAUAAGUAAUAGGAGCAUUAAUAAUGCCGGAAUCCUGUCUGGUGGUCUUUUUUCAUUAUCAUUUCAAAACCAGGAACACCUCUAGCUUGUGUUUUGUGGUAUAUUUUUUUCUUAGGAAGUAAUGUUGACAUUAAAACAAAAAAAAAUUCAUUGCUUUGGAAAGGGGAGAGUGUUUUUCCUGAAUGAAUAAAUGUUAUAGGUUUG